AAUAACAAACACACAUUAAAAAAUUAAGUCCCCAUUGACGCUUCCUAUCCCCCUUCGUCUCUAAUCUUCCACUUCGAACCCCUCACUCCAUCUCCCCGGCGUCAUUAGGGUUCUCUGCUAUCCUUCGCCUCGGCCUUCGCUGGCGAUCCGAUCAAAGUCCGCGGUGGUGAUCCAAUUCUUUUUUCCCGGUCCGAUCGGUUCUCCGGUUCCGGUUCUACUCGGAGAUCUCAGCUCCGGGGAGACAAUAAAGGCUUCACCGAGUAUUGGAACUUUGUCGGAUCGGUUAACAGUGAAGAAUCCAAACGCCCUUGUGUUUCGUGAAAGGAAGGAUUUUGACGCCACGCGGAGCGGAAAUCCCUAUUGCUUAUUCUAUUUGCUGAAGCUUCCGGGUUCAGUAGAUCUCACAUUGCAUGAUGGCGAUCUCGGAAAGCGAGUUUAGUGUUUAUUUAGAUAUAAUGCGAGCCAUGAUUUAAGAUGUUACACAAAAGCAAUAUCAAGUUGGCUGCAUUAGUGGGGAUCACGUUAUCUGUAUUUUCUCUACUUGUGCAUCUCUUUGUUGCAAAUUACUCGGUGGGGGGAUUUAUACAAUACAAGUUGCAAGACGAUUAUCCAUACUCAUUGGGGCAUAAAUCUCGGCCUCGAAGAUUAUGGGGUCCAGUGACUUCUUUACAGGUCUUGCAUCCUUACGCCAAGCCAAGAAGUCCAUACCCCUCUGUUCCAAUUCAGCAGAAUGGUUUUAUAUACGCAAAGAUCUUUGGUGGGUUCGAGAAGAUAAGAUCUUCGAUCUGUGACCUUGUUGCUAUUGCAAGGCUCUUAAAUGCAACACUUAUCCUUCCAGAGAUCCAACAAAGUGUUCGAUCGAAAGGCAUCAGUCCAAGAUUUAAGAGCUUUUCUUAUCUUUACGACGAAGAGCAGUUUAUUUCAGCACUUUCAGAGGAUGUUGUCAUUGUGAAGAGUUUACCAUCAGACUUGAAGGAGGCUAGGAAAAGGACAAAAUUUCCUACAAUAUCACCCAAACCCUCAACUUCCCCAAACUUUUAUAUCAGAGAUGUGUUGCCUAAAUUUAAAAAAUCUAAGGUUAUUAGGAUAAUAAUCUCUGAUGGAGGAUGCCUUCAGGCAAUUCUUCCAUCAAGCAUGGAUGAAUAUCAGAGACUUAGAUGCAGAGUUGCUUUCCAUGCUCUUCAAUUCCGCUCAGAAAUUCGGGCACUUGGUAGCAAGAUGGUAGAGAGGUUACGAGCAACUGGCAGUCCUUAUCUAUCUUAUCACGCAGGCCUUAUGAGGGAUGUUCUAGCAUUUCAUGGAUGCGCUGAACUUUUCCAGGAUGUUCAUACUGAACUUAUCCAAUACACUAGGAAGCAGCUGAUAAAUCAAGAAGUAAUUGCUGAUGAUCUUGUUGUUGAUUCAUUUUCUCGAAAAAGAAAUGGCUCAUGCCCUCUCAUGCCUGAAGAGGUUGGACUUAUUCUGCGUGCAAUGGGUUAUCCAGCAAAUACUAUAAUCUACAUGGCCGGUUCUGAGACAUUUGGAGGACAGAGGAUUCUAGUUCCCUUGCGAGCUAUGUAUAUGAACUUAGUAGACCAUACUUUCUUGUGCAGUAAGAAAGAGUUGUCAAGCUUGAUUGGUCCUGAAUAUCCUCUCCCUUUAAAUAUUCCUCAGCCUCCUCCUGUGAAGAGUGAGAAACAACUUAUUGAUGAAUGGAAAAAGGCUGGGCCCCGACCACGACCCCUCCCUCCCCCUCCUGCAAGGCCCUUUUAUCAGCAUGAGAAGGAGGGGUGGUAUGGUUGGGUUGCAGAGACAGAUAGGGAGCCGGAUCCUUCACCUAUGGAUUUGAGGAACCAAGCACACAGGUUAAUCUGGGAUGCUCUCGAUUAUUAUGUCUCUGUUGAAGCUGAUGCUUUUUUCCCUGGCUUUAACAAUGAUGGUAGUGGUUGGCCUGAUUUUUCAAGUUUAGUAAUGGGUCACCGAGUAUACCAAACAACAUCUGGAGUAACCUAUCGUCCGAAUAGACAAAAGCUCGCUGAAUUGUUCAGCUCUGGACUCGAUAAUCUAUAUCAUCCACCGCAAAAUUGGACAAAAUUGGUGCGGGAUCAUCUUAACAGGAGCUUGGGUGUGGAAGGAUUCAUUGCAGAGGCUGAAUCAUCAAAGCCUGUAUCUUUUCUUUCGCAUCCUUUCCCAGAAUGUUCGUGUAGAACUUCCAAAUCUUCUGUUAUCCCUGAUCAUGCCAUGAGCAGCAGUCUAAAGUCACAAUACAGAAGUGAUGAUGAAUGCCCUGAAUGGAUGGCUCGUGGCCUAGCAAUGGCUUUCUCUAAUGCGCCCACAACUAAAGACGAAGAUGUUGAGGAGGGUGAAUUGCAAGAGGAUGAUGAGGCAGUCAGGCAGGCUGAAUCCGAUAGUGGAAACCGAAAUGAUGUGAGUAGAUCCCUUGAGCAGGAUGAAGAGAUGGAUCCAGAUGACUAAUUCCAUGAAAUGGGUACUGAAAGAACAGAAAAUAUUCAAUUUUGAAGUUGCCUCUUAGUGGGAGGCUCAAAGCGGAUGCCCAGAUUGUAAAAGUCUAACCCGAGCGCCAGCCAUGAGUUCGUGAUGAUUCUUGUUCGUCUACAGCGACGCCUACACCUCCCACAGAUGGUAUAGUGCAGCACUUGCUGUGUCUUCUUAUACAAUCACAGUAUGGAAAUCACCCUAGCAUUUUUGUUUUUCCUGCCCCUUGAACCCCUUUCAAGUUGAUCUGUACAUUUUGAUUUGUAUUCUUUAGAAUACAUAUUAGUUUGGGAAGGAGUAAAGUUUCUGAACGCUGUACAAGCUCCCCGGCUAUUGACUUGAUAUUUUUGGACCUAAAUUUUGGUGGUGUUUUGGUUUACCAA
This is a messenger RNA of Zingiber officinale, 2858 nucleotides long. RefSeq names its product protein EMBRYO SAC DEVELOPMENT ARREST 30-like. The transcript has 12 exons. NCBI's taxonomy places the organism in Eukaryota, Viridiplantae, Streptophyta, Magnoliopsida, Zingiberales, Zingiberaceae. Gene Ontology annotation, cellular component: Golgi apparatus; cytoplasm. The record is from RefSeq and is a predicted model, not a curated record. Bases 475 to 2454 code for a protein of 659 amino acids.